Megalops cyprinoides (Indo-Pacific tarpon) is the source of this 3264-nucleotide messenger RNA. RefSeq lists its product as uncharacterized. NCBI's taxonomy places the organism in Eukaryota, Metazoa, Chordata, Actinopteri, Elopiformes, Megalopidae. The transcript has 10 exons. The record is from RefSeq and is a predicted model, not a curated record. Gene Ontology annotation, molecular function: methyltransferase activity; 2-oxoglutarate-dependent dioxygenase activity.
AUGACCAUCUACACAAGAAUGAAGGGGAUCACUGUCCCUCUCGCUGGGUUUGAGAGCGCUCCUGGCCAGCUCUUGAUGGUGGCCUGCUCCUCCCAGAAGUGGUCUGUUGCUGCACCUCAGUGGAUAAUCGUCGGAAGGGCCUGCCUGAGCAACAACACAGAAUAUCAGAAACCGGACAACCGCGGCACAGCCCAUCCGGAUCGCACGCAGGACAAGAUGAAAAAUGUCACACACCACCUGACAUCAUUCCCACACGACAACUGUGGCGCGUUGCUGGGGGGGCACCAAACCCAGCUGAGAACCAUCGGCCGGUCCCUGGAGGGAUUCGCUGCCAGCCUUGCCAGCAUCACAUCUCAGCUGCAGCAGUUGCAGCUGAGCCAGGAUAACCGCCCCUCGCCGCCCGCUGCAGCCCCCCCAUCUGCUCCUACUGUACCCCCUAACCGGGAGCCCCGUCUGCCACCUCCCGAGUCAUACACGGGGAAUCCGGGAACCUGUCGGGAGUGGGGCACUGCGGUUUGGGACGCCGGCGUCCCUUUCUGCCGUUCCUUCGCGGCCUUUGCGGAGGAGAUGAAGAGGGUCUUCGAUCGAUCCAGACAUGGUCGCGAGGCUGCGAGGGAGAUGCUCUUGAUUCGCCAGGGGCGUCGGUCAGUGUCGGACUUUGCCAUUGACUUCCGCACUCUCGCUGCCUCCAGCGGCUGGAAUACGGAGGCUCGAUACGACGUCUUUCUCCACGCCGCUCUGCUCAUCGGGGGCCAGCCCCACGCCGUCUCAGUGCUACUCGAUUCGGGGGCUGACGGGAGUUUCAUCGAUGCCGGUCUGGCAGCCCAAUUGCAGCUGCCCCGUGUCCCGCUGCGCUCACCGCUAGAAGCCCACGCCAUCACCGGGGCCCCGCUGGUCCGCAUCACUCACGCCACCCCUCCUGUGAGCUUCCUCAUCUCCGGCAACCAUCGCGAGGAGAUCGUUCUACACAUACUAGACACCCCACAAGCUUCCGUGGUCCUGGGCCAUCCCUGGCUCGCUCGGCACAACCCUCACCCUCCGCAUCGCCCCUACGACUGCGCGAUCGACCUCCUGCCCGGCUCCUCACCCCCAAGGGGGGGCCUGUACUCCCUGUCCCCGCCAGAGAGGGAGGCCAUGGAUCGCUACAUCCGAGAGUCUUAAGCUGCCGGGAUCAUCCGCCCGUCCUCCUCGCCUGCCGGGGCUGGAUUUUUCUUCGUAGGGAAGAAGGACGGCUCCCUCCGUCCCUGCAUUGAUUACCGUGGUCUCAACGCCAUCACCGUUAAGAAUCGCUACCCCCUACCGCUCCUGUCCACUGCUUUCGAGUCGCUGCAAGGGGCCACCGUCUUUACUAAACUCGACCUCCGCAACGCCUACCACCUGAUCCGUAUCCGUGAGGGAGACGAGUGGAAGACUGCUUUCAACACUUCUUCCGGGCACUAUGAAUAUCUGGUCAUGCCAUUCGGUCUGACGAAUUCCCCAGCUGUGUUCCAGUCGCUGGUAAACGAUGUCCUCCGUGACAUGCUGAACCAGUAUGUGUUCGUUUACCUGGACGACAUACUCGUCUUCUCCCGUUCCUUACCCGAACACGUCCAGCAUGUCCGUCGGGUUCUCCAGCGCCUGCUGGAGAACCACCUGUAUGUCAAGGCAGAGAAAUGCGAAUUUCAUCGGGACACCGUCUCUUUCCUGGGUUUCGUGAUCACGGCGGGUAACAUCCAAAUGGACCAGCAGAAGGUGCGAGCGGUAGAGGAGUGGCCUCGCCCCACUUCCCGUCGAGAGCUGCAGCGCUUCCUCGGCUUUGCUAACUUUUACCGCCGCUUCAUUCGAAAUUACAGUACGAUAGCGGCUCCCCUCACUGCCUUGACAUCUGUCAACAGGGCAUUUACCUGGUCCCCGGGAGCAGAGGAGGCGUUCCGCAACCUGAAGGGCCGCUUCACUUCAGCGCCCAUUCUGACCCAGCCCGAUCCUGCCCGGCAGUUCAUCGUGGAGGUGGAUGCCUCAGACGUGGGAGUGGGGGCAGUCCUGUCUCAGCGCUCUGCCACCGACAGCAAACUCCACCCCUGCGCUUACUACUCCCAUCGCCUCUCGCCCACGGAGCGCAAUUACGACAUCGGCGAUCGGGAGCUACUAGCAGUUAAACUGGCGCUGGAGGAGUGGAGGCAUUGGCUGGAGGGGGCAAAGACGCCGUUCCUGGUAUGGACAGAUCAUAAGAACUUGGAGUAUAUCAGGUCGGCUAAGCGUCUGAACCCCCGACAGGCCCGCUGGUCUCUGCUUUUUUCCCGGUUCAACUUUACUCUGUCCUACCGACCGGGAACCAAGAAUGGGAAACCCGACGCCCUGUCUCGCCAGUUCGCGCCAGCAGACGAGACUCCGGAACCCAGCACCAUUUUACCUGCCCGAUGCUUGGUUGCAGCGGCACAAUGGGACAUUGAGAACGUCGUCCACGCCGCCCUCCGGACCGAACCGGGUCCUAGCUCCUGCCCUCCUAAUCGCCUCUUUGUUCCGCGUUCUGUCCGCUCUCAGGUCUUGCAAUGGGGGCACUCGUCCAGACUCGCCUGCCAUCCCGGCGCCAGACCGCAGGUUAAGCGGCUCGCCGAUCGCCACCGUUCCAGAGCCCCCCGCUAUCGCUUGGGUCAGCGGGUGUGGCUUUCCACUAGGGAUCUUCCCCUCAGGACGGAUUCCCGCAAGCUCACACCCCGCUACAUCGGCCCCUUUCCUAUUGCCAAGGUGAUUGGUCCCGUAGCGGUUCGGCUCAAGCUCCCGCUCUCGCUCCGUCGGAUCCACCCCACCUUCCAUGUCUCCAGAGUCAAGCCUGUCAGGAUUACCAGCUUCCUCACAGACAGGAAGCAGCAAGUGAGGCGGGGGAAACUCACAUCCAUUACCCAGACAGUCAGCACUGGGACCCCACAGGGUUGUGUGCUGUCCCCACUGCUCUUCUCCCUUAACACUAAUGACUGCACCUCCAGGGACCCCUCGGUCAAACUCUUGAACUUAGAGCUGAACACGUUCAAGACAGUGGAGAUGAUGGUGGACUUCAGAAGGAAUCCGCCACCCCUGACCCCCCUCACCAUACUUGGCAGUGCUGUCUCAGCCGUGGAGACCUUCAGGUUUCUGGGAACUGUAAUCUCCAAAGACCUGAAGUGGGAGAUCAACACCACCUCCAUUGCAAAAAAGGCCCAGCAGAGGAUAUACUUCAUGUGCCAACCUGCCACAAGAUCUGCUAGUUCUACACAGCAACCAUCAAGUCUGUUCUCACAACCUCCAUAA